GCUUUUCUUUUAUCCUUUCUGUGAAAUUUCGCGGCUUCUUCUUCUAGUCUGCAAAACUCCGGGAGAUUCUUCGCACGCGUCGCCGGAGAAAGAUAGAGAGGAGUAGGAAUAGAGGAGCGAUUCGUUUGUGUCCGAUUGGCUUAGACGGUGACAGGCGCUGUCUCCGCCAUGGCGGCAAAUCAAGCCGAGCGGUUAAAGGAAGAUGGUAACAGUUGCUUUAAGAAAGAACGUUUCGGUGCGGCCAUUGAUGCUUAUACUGAGGCGAUUACCUUGUCACCAAAGGUUCCUGUAUAUUGGACUAAUCGAGCUCUUUGCCACAUGAAGCGAAAGUAUGGAUUGGAUUAGGGUUGAAGAGGAUUGUCGCAAAGCUAUUCAGCUUGACCACAAUUCUGUCAAGGCCCAUUACAUGCUAGGACUUGCAUUAUUGCAGAGUAAACAAUAUUCUGAUGGAGUCAAAGAGUUGCAAAGGGCUUUAGAUCUUGGAAGAGGCGCAAAUCCAACAGGAUAUAUGGUAGAAGAAAUAUGGGAAGAGCUUGCUAAAGCAAAAUACAUGGAGUGGGAACUGGAUUCUGCGAGGCGCUCGUGGGAACUGAAUAGUUUGAAGGAAACUUGUGAGGCUGCUCUUAAUCAACAACGUGCUUUAGAUAUGUCUCGAACAGAGGAGUCCUCGGAAGAAGCUUAUUCUUUCCAUACUGAGCGAUUGAAAGCUCUUGAUCGAGUGUUUGAGAAAGCUGCAGAAGACGACAAACCAGCUGAGGUGCCAGAUUAUUUGUGUUGCAACAUUACACUUGAGAUAUUCCGGGAUCCUGUGAUUUCUCCAAGUGGGGUUACAUAUGAAAGAGCAGCGAUCCUUGAACAUAUUAAGAAGGUGGGGAGGUUUGAUCCUAUUACGCGUGAAAAACUCGACCCAUCCAAACUCGUUCCAAAUCUGGCUAUCAAAGAGGCAGUGGCUGCUUAUCUAGACAAACACGUUUGGGCUUACAAAGUGGGCUGUUGAUUCAAAUGGGGCUUUGCAUACAAACAAUGAAACGGAAGAGAGAUCAAAUAUACUCAGUGACUGAACAAAACAGACGUUUACGUUUUUCAGUUUCGUUUUUUUUUUCUUGCUUGCCAAUGUUUUUCGUGUAAGAUUCUCUGCCGUGUAUUGCUCACUUUAUAAAUAUAA
Messenger RNA from Eutrema salsugineum, 1165 nucleotides. RefSeq names its product E3 ubiquitin-protein ligase CHIP. The transcript has 8 exons. Gene Ontology annotation, cellular component: cytoplasm. Gene Ontology annotation, molecular function: ubiquitin protein ligase activity; protein-folding chaperone binding. NCBI's taxonomy places the organism in Eukaryota, Viridiplantae, Streptophyta, Magnoliopsida, Brassicales, Brassicaceae. The record is from RefSeq and is a predicted model, not a curated record. Bases 332 to 997 code for a protein of 221 amino acids. Gene Ontology annotation, biological process: protein polyubiquitination; protein quality control for misfolded or incompletely synthesized proteins; positive regulation of proteolysis.